AUGGAUGGCAGUGUUGGUGGUGAAGCAGUUGCAAAUGACACUGUGGUGCUAUCCACAUUGGAUCCUAGCUGCUACAUCAUUGAUACUGAGCAUCUGGUAGAACGGUUUUGGCUCGUUACGGUCCUUGGCUCAACACUCAGUACGAUCAGCAUCGUGGAGAACAUUUUCCUCUUCCUCAUUUUCAUCACUAGCAAGCAGCACCGGCGCAGUCAUUCACUGUAUUUACUACUGUUGGCACUGACUGAUCUGUUCAUUAGCUUCACUUACAUACUAAUUAUGUCGGUGAAGGUGCUCUACCAGUACAAUGAAUGGGUUUUCUUGAAAAAGAUUUGGGUAGCCUACGUAGUUCCGAUGAUGACAAUGUCGCACGUUGCGCUUACUGCGUCCUCAUUUCUUAUUGUGUUUGCUACUGUUGAACGGUACUGUAUCACAGUAUCCAAUCGCUAUGUCGAAUUUCUGCGUGAAAAUCGUUGUUUUAUCGCUCUGAUGGCUGUAAUAAUUGGCGUUGUUACCAAGGGUACGCUGCUGCUUGAGCUUAAGGUUUGCUUAUUCUAA
This is a messenger RNA of Gongylonema pulchrum, 555 nucleotides long. NCBI's taxonomy places the organism in Eukaryota, Metazoa, Nematoda, Chromadorea, Rhabditida, Gongylonematidae. The record is from the annotation of a GenBank genome assembly.